Pseudoliparis swirei is the source of this 973-nucleotide messenger RNA. It is a transcript of the gene snrpc, whose product is annotated as small nuclear ribonucleoprotein polypeptide C. Gene Ontology annotation, molecular function: pre-mRNA 5'-splice site binding; zinc ion binding. Lineage: Eukaryota; Metazoa; Chordata; Actinopteri; Perciformes; Liparidae. Gene Ontology annotation, cellular component: U1 snRNP; nucleus. The transcript is spliced from 6 exons. Gene Ontology annotation, biological process: spliceosomal snRNP assembly; mRNA splicing, via spliceosome; mRNA 5'-splice site recognition. Bases 55 to 501 code for a protein of 148 amino acids. The record is from RefSeq and is a predicted model, not a curated record.
GAAGACUUAUUGGGAACACCGGAAUCGCUUUCACGACGGAGAUUGCCGGGGAAAAUGCCUAAGUUUUACUGCGACUACUGUGAUACCUACCUCACUCAUGAUUCGCCAUCAGUGAGGAAGACUCACUGCAGUGGCCGAAAACACAAGGAAAAUGUGAAGGACUACUACCAGAAAUGGAUGGAGGAGCAAGCUCAGAGCCUGAUCGAUAAAACGACGGCCGCCUUUCAACAGGGAAAGAUCCCUCCCACGCCGUUCCCCGGUGGCCCUCCCCCAGGUGGUCUUCCUCGGCCAGGCAUGCUCCCAACGCCCCCCAUGGGAGGUCCGCCCAUGAUGCCCAUGAUGGGGCCGCCACCUCAUGGAAUGAUGCCCGCUGGACCCGGAGGCAUGCGGCCGCCGAUGGGAGGACCCAUGCCGAUGAUGCAGGGGCCGCCACACAUGAUGCGUCACCCUCGCCCCAUGAUGAUGCCGGUCCGGCCGGGCAUGAUGCGACCGGACAGAUAAGACCGGCCGGACGCUCUCCGCUCUCCGUUGCCACAAACAGACACUGUCUCGUGAGGACACUUGGGUUAACACUUGGAUUUUUCAUUGCGCCCUUUUUAAAUUUAUACAACGUCCGUCUUCUUCAACCUCAAACGUGAACUCCCCGAUGUAAUUAUGUCUACUUUUUGUCUAAUUACUUUAUUUUCCUGUGCUGGUAUUUAUGACUAUACGCCUCCCCAUUUAAAUUUGUUUUUACAUCCCUGUUUAAGACUUCUUUUUUUUUUUUAUUUUAAUUAAACGUCUUCUCGUGUUAGUAUCAAGUUUGAAACAUCUCGUCUCACUUUGACAAAACUGUUCAGCGCACACAGUUACAGAGCGUCUUUGAUAUGACAAUAUUUGUUGGUAUAUUUUUUACUUUUUGUUUUAGGUUUUUACAUAUUUGUUAUUUUUCAUUGCAAUGCUUUGAGAAAUAAAACAGUGAUUUCAAACCUGG